Messenger RNA from Phycodurus eques (leafy seadragon), 1904 nucleotides. It is a transcript of the gene eif6, whose product is annotated as eukaryotic translation initiation factor 6. The transcript has 7 exons. Lineage: Eukaryota; Metazoa; Chordata; Actinopteri; Syngnathiformes; Syngnathidae. Gene Ontology annotation, molecular function: ribosomal large subunit binding. The coding region runs from base 147 to 887 and encodes 246 amino acids. Gene Ontology annotation, cellular component: nucleolus; preribosome, large subunit precursor; cytosol. Gene Ontology annotation, biological process: maturation of LSU-rRNA; maturation of 5.8S rRNA; cytosolic ribosome assembly. The record is from RefSeq and is a predicted model, not a curated record.
UCCAAACGUGCUGGUGUUGGCGUACAUGACGUAAUGACGUACAGGCAUAGUGGAAGUGAACACGUGAGGCCGCAGAAGACACGCGCACGGUGAAAGAAGUAUCAAACUUUCUCUGUCAGGCUGUUAUUGGAGCUCACAGUGACGUCAUGGCCGUGAGAGCUUCCUUUGAGAAGAACAAUGAGAUUGGCUGCUUUGCUAAACUCACCAACACGUACUGCCUGGUCGCCAUCGGCGGUGCUGAAAAUUUUUACAGCGUGUUUGAAGGAGAGUUGUCCGAGAGCAUUCCGGUGGUCCACGCCUCCAUCGCCGGUUGUCGUAUCAUCGGACGCAUGUGUGUGGGCAACCGCCACGGGCUGCUGGUUCCCAACAACACGACGGACCAGGAACUGCAGCACAUCCGAAACUGUCUCCCUUCUUCCGUGAGCAUCCAGCGAGUGGAAGAACGUCUGUCAGCGCUCGGCAACGUCAUCGCGUGCAACGACUACGUGGCGCUCGUCCAUCCGGACCUGGACAGGGAGACGGAGGAGGUUCUGAGCGACACCCUGAACGUGGAGGUGUUCCGGCACACGGUGGCCGAUCAGGUCCUGGUGGGCUCGUACUGCGCCUUCAGCAACCAGGGCGGUCUGGUGCAUCCCAAGACCUCCAUCGAGGACCAGGACGAGCUGUCCUCGCUCCUGCAGGUCCCCCUGGUGACGGGCACGGUGAACCGGGGCAGCGAGGUGAUCGCGGCGGGCAUGGUGGUGAACGACUGGUGCGCCUUCUGCGGACUGGACACCACCAGCACCGAGAUGUCCGUCAUCGAGAGCGUCUUCAGGCUGGGAGACGCCGCGCAACCCGCCGCCAUCACCACCAGCAUGAGGGACUCGCUCAUCGACAGCAUGGCUUAAGAAGACCACCUGUCGCACAUCACCGUCAACAUUUUGAAUUUUGGGGAAUCUUUGGGCCACGCUUGAGGGCGGAAAAGAUGGGGUGCUGACGCCGCCUUAGCUGACCACUAGGGGGUGAGGCCGCAGGAAGUGACACGUUUGUUACCGUUGGCCACGAAACCUUUUUUUUGGUUGUUUUUUGGACGUCUUGUCCGAUGGGUGCGUGAAGAACCGCCGAGGUCACGAGUCUAACAUGCUGUGAUGUCAUCACGUCCUCCAUUAAACGUUUUACAAACUUGUUGCUUUAUUUUUACCUCCCCUCAAAUGAACAUGCGUGCGUGUGAAACAUACAGGGAUCUUAGCAGUGUAUGUGAGAAGAAUGUCAUGUCCCACAAAACUUUUUUUUCAGCUUUCUCUCAAUGUCGAAACCUCCGCCAGGGCUUUUUGAGUCUUUAAACGUUGUGGCAAUAAAACGUGCACGGAGAAGAAUGACAAUCUGACCAGUUUUCCACUUAGCUUUUCAAGUUGACAUUUAUUUACAUUUAAGUACAACUUCACAUCAUUACAACACACACAUUUCACAUUUUGGUUUGUAGAUUUCUCAAUUUCAAUAGUAAAAUAAAAUAAAAAUAAAAAAACUGUGCGAAGUUUGUAGUGUUCCUACCAGGAAUAAUGACGUUUUAUGUUUGCAGUGCAAAAGAUGCUUGUUUGUCUUACAGGAAGUGACACGCCUCACCAUUUCCUGUUUGCAUUAACACACUGGCAAGUCAACUUCAAGAGAAAAGAUGCUCCAACUUGGCAUUUACUUCAAUUGACAACGUUAAACAGAGGAUAAAGGGGCUCUACGGUUUAGCUUAACAUUUCUCUGGCCGUGCUCUUUGAUUGACGGGGGAAAAACACCUUGUCUACGUGUUGUCGUAAUGCUAAUGCAUCUCACACGUGUGGCCUCGUGAGCCCGAUUGUAAAUUUAGUCAAGAUUGCGCGUGCCUGUUAGCAUGCACGCCAACAUUGAUGGAUCACAGAUUUCCAACUGCUGCU